Molecule: messenger RNA, 528 nt
Organism: Anisakis simplex (herring worm)
Lineage: Eukaryota; Metazoa; Nematoda; Chromadorea; Rhabditida; Anisakidae
Source: the annotation of a GenBank genome assembly
AUGGGUAAGCGAAGAGGCAACAGAACUGAACCGUUAAUACCAAAAAGCCUCAAGGCGAAUAUAACUUCGAAAAUGCGCGAAGAGAAAGAUGCUGAAGAAAUUUUCGAGAAUGCAUUUGUGCCGGUGAUAAGAUACGAUAGAAAACAAGAACCACUCAGAGGGCAGUUGGAAAAGGUGUUCGAUGAAGUUCAAAAACCUGAAUUGCGCAUCGUAAAUGAUAUCCAAAUGACUAAAAUGAUCAGUGGGAAAUUUCUGAAUAUUCAAUCGAAGCAGAUUGUACCCGAUGAGAAUAUCUAUGCAAAUUAUGAAAUAGAACAAUCGAAAAAACUGCUAAAAGAUAUGAUAAGUGAAUAUUUCAAUAACAAAGAAGACACUGUUGAGUUGACACUGAAAAUAUCACGUCAAAAUCAAUAUCCAAUCAUACAUAUUCAAUUGGAGCCAUCAUUGCUAAGCACAUCAAUGCAUUCGACUGUGCUCGAUUCCGAUAAUUUGCUAGUACCAUCUUCUGAUUCUUCAACUCAUAAUCAG